Messenger RNA from Phragmites australis (common reed), 1579 nucleotides. RefSeq names its product xyloglucan O-acetyltransferase 1-like. Gene Ontology annotation, molecular function: O-acetyltransferase activity. The record is from RefSeq and is a predicted model, not a curated record. Gene Ontology annotation, cellular component: Golgi apparatus. Bases 68 to 1357 code for a protein of 429 amino acids. Lineage: Eukaryota; Viridiplantae; Streptophyta; Magnoliopsida; Poales; Poaceae. The transcript is spliced from 2 exons.
CAACUGACAACCCCUGCCCAUCAAGUUAAGCAUCCAUAAGGCAGCUUAGUGCACUGGCUGGCUGGAGAUGGGAGCGUACAAGCCACUGGAUCCCCACAUCCUGAAACCAUCGAGCACCAAUCGUGGAUAUUUCCUGUCCAAACCCAUCUGCACAUGGCUCGCCUGCGGCUUCCUCUGCCUGGCCGCCCUCCACCUCCUCUGCUGCUCUCCCGCCGGCACUCGACAGGCGGUGUUCUCUCCUCUGCGCCAGUACAUCAACAACACUUACUCCUUCGUCUCAUCAGUGCCGGAACAAGGGAAGAGCUGCAACUAUUCGGAGGGGAGGUGGGUGUGGGCGCCGGGCCACGCGCGGCGGUACAACGGCACCGAGUGCAACGUGAAGAAGAGCCACGACUGCAUCCGCAACGGACGGACCGACACGCGCUACCUCGACUGGCGGUGGCAGCCGGCGGGGUGCCCCCUGCCGGCGUUCGACGCCAAUGCGUUUCUCUCGGCUGUGCGCGGCAAGCAUGUGGCCUUCAUCGGCGACUCGAUGGCGCGGAACCAGGCCCAGUCCCUCGCCUGCCUCCUCACCGCCGCGUUCCCGUACCGCCUCGUGUACCGGGAUCCCGGCCGGAACAAGUACAACUUCUGGCGCUUGGCGUUCCCGACGCACGACGUGACGGUCUCCUAUUACUGGAACCCGUUCCUCGUCAGGGCCACAGGCAAGGCGGAGGACGACAGCAUCCGCUACAACUAUGUGCACCUCGACGAGCCCGGUGACCGGUGGGGGGCUGACGCCGACACGAUUGACGUGGCAGUGCUCUCCGCCAGUCACUGGUUGCUGAACGGGGGCGUCUACUACAACGGCAGCGAGGUGAUCGGCGCCCAUAAUGCCGGGGAGCUCAACCACACUGGCGUCGGCUAUGCGUGGCCGCUCCGGAUGGCGUACCGGACGGCGGUGCAGCGGCUGAGCUCCGGCCGGCCCCGGACCGUGGUGCUAGCCACCUUCUCGCCGUCUCACUUUGAAGGCAGCACGGCGUUCAACGCCACGGCGUGCACGAAGAAGGAGCCGUACAAGGAGGGGGAGAGGGAUCUGGGAUGGAUCGAUAAGGAGAUGAGGGACAUCGUCUACGACGAGGCGAAGGCCGCGAAGGCGAGGAGUGGUGACGGCAGCGCGGUGAGCAUCGAGGUGCUGGACGUGACGACUCUGGCGGCGAUGCGGCCGGACGGGCAUCCUAGCGUGUACAUGAUCCGCGACCCGUUCGCAAACGGCGCCCAGGAGAAGAUGAUGUCCGACUGCCUCCACUUCUGCCUGCCCGGGCCGGUCGACACCUUCAACGAGAUAUUGCUGCAGCUCCUGAGGAAGAGGCGGUGAGAUUAGAGACCGCAGUUCCUUGGCGUGGCAUGCAUGCAUGCUGCACAACUCGUAGACCGUCGGUUCUUGUGGCACGCUAGCUUUGCCUUGUGGGUCGUGGUCGUGGAUGCAUACGUCCACGGUCCACCUGCACCGCCCAGAUUAGAUCGUGCGGAUACAAGUUAUCGUUGAUUUUUUUUUCUUUUUCAUAUGCUUGUGUUAUGUAUAUUUGUACUUGGAAAG